Messenger RNA from Anoplopoma fimbria (sablefish), 1134 nucleotides. Its product is annotated as T-box-containing protein TBX6L-like. The record is from RefSeq and is a predicted model, not a curated record. The coding region runs from base 1 to 1134 and encodes 377 amino acids. The transcript is spliced from 9 exons. Gene Ontology annotation, biological process: positive regulation of DNA-templated transcription; regulation of transcription by RNA polymerase II; heart morphogenesis. Lineage: Eukaryota; Metazoa; Chordata; Actinopteri; Perciformes; Anoplopomatidae. Gene Ontology annotation, molecular function: DNA-binding transcription factor activity, RNA polymerase II-specific; RNA polymerase II cis-regulatory region sequence-specific DNA binding. Gene Ontology annotation, cellular component: nucleus.
AUGCAACACCUUUCUGACUCCAAAUCGCAUCUGAGCAUGCCCCGGUCCCCUCCAGCAGCUGACUCAUACCAGCAGGGCUGCAUCAGGAUGACCCUGGAGAACGCUGAUCUCUGGAAGUCCUUUCACAACAUCGGAACAGAGAUGAUUAUAACAAAGCAUGGAAGGAGAAUGUUUCCACACUGCAGCAUCAGCCUAUCUGGCCUCCAACCUUUUGCCAACUAUGUAAUAAUGAUGGACAUGGUCCCUGCAGACAGCUUCAAAUACAAGUGGAAAAAGGAGCAGUGGGAGGUCGCGGGGAAGGCAGAGCCCCAGCCCCCCUGUCGGACAUUCAUGCACCCAGACUCCCCUGCCCCAGGAAGUCACUGGAUGAAGCAGCCGUUGUCUUUUCUCAGGAUGAAGCUCACCAACAACACAUUGGACCAACAUGGCCAUAUCAUCCUACACUCCAUGCAUCGCUACUACCCAAGGUUUCAUGUUACCCAGGCCGAUAGUCCUUACACUAUCUGCUGGGCCCCAUUUCAGACCUUCUCCUUCCCAGAGACAACCUUCACUGCAGUAACCGCCUACCAAAAUCCAAGGAUCACCAAAUUGAAGAUCGACCACAACCCCUUCGCUAAGGGAUUCAGGGAGGGAGGCACCCAUUCCCACAAAAGGUGUCGUUCAAGUAGAAGCCCUUCUCCAAAAAGAGUGGCACUGGACAGGAACACUCUUUGCAAUAGCCCUCCAGGCCUGCAGAGGAUGCCCUUGACCUCUCAGUCAGUGGAGGCAGAGAGGGAUCAGGCUUCCACACAGCAGCCACUAAAGGGGGGUGACCUUUCAGCCUUGGCUCAGGAUCAGGACCCAUCCGUGAGUCUACAAACUGAGCCCCUGGAGCUGCAAGAUUAUGAUUACAGCUGUGAAGAACAGAUGGUGCCUGCAUCCAUGCUGUACCAGCCCUACAGAUCUAUUGAGUACACCAGAUAUCCACUUUCCUCCAAUGACGAUGCAGCCCACACCCUCGUCCAACCUCCAUCUCAUUCACUUGCCACAGCUGAACAAAACACUCAACAACAUGGCUACUACCACCAUCCUCACCACCACGGCCAUGCAGCGGAUUGGAGCCAAUACCCACUCUUUUCCUACUCCUGUUGGUGA